Messenger RNA from Rhopalosiphum maidis (corn leaf aphid), 859 nucleotides. It is a transcript of the gene Uxt, whose product is annotated as protein UXT homolog. The record is from RefSeq and is a predicted model, not a curated record. Lineage: Eukaryota; Metazoa; Arthropoda; Insecta; Hemiptera; Aphididae.
ACACACGUACAUAUUGUGUACGAUGGUGAACGGCGUGAUCGGCGAUCGAAAAACGAAAACAUCUGCACACCAUUUUGGGGAAAAAAUCGAUCUCAAGAGUCAAGACAGUUCGUAUUUAAAGUUUAAACAAUUCUGACGUAAAAAAGAUAAAAAAAAAAGAACUAAAACCGUGAUAAAUAAAAAGAUGUCGUCUUCUCCAUCGUCACGGUCGAAAACGGAAUCGGUAGAGGCAAAGGUGGCCAAGUUCGAGAUGUUCAUCAACGAUGUCCUCAAAGACAGCCUAAAGCAGAUCUCUACCGCUCUGGAUGUGAUCAACGAACAAAUUGCGGAACUGGAAGACGUGCGCAAUACCGUGGAGACAAUGAGUCGGUUAGCAUGCGAACUUCCAGCCGGCAAACCAUUGAAGACUCGUGUCAAUGUGGGAUGCGAUUUCUUCAUGCAGGCCAACGCGGACGUCCAGACGUUCUUGGUAUGCGUGGGUUUGGGCUAUUAUGUUGAGUACUAAGAUGAGACACUGGCGCAUGUCCAGAUCCGAACCAAGUUGCUCAAGGAACGGGCGGAUGAGCUCCGCGACAAGGGGGCCCGAGUACGAGCUCAAAUCACCCUAGCCCUGCACUGCAUACAGGAAGUGCAAGGCUUAUAGUGAUAAUAUAGUUAAUGCAUGCAGGCAGCCAUAUUAUAAAAAGCUACAGCGAUCGACUGAUGCAUAUAAGCGAUGGCAGCUAUACUGAACAUGCAUACGUUAACGAAGCUAUACUCAUUUAUCGCUUCGUUAUAUUUUUAAAAUGUCAUUCAAAUAAAAUAUUUAAUAUUGUAUAGGCACAUUUUUUUUUAUUAUAAUAUAUUUUUUGAAUCGUGA